UGUCUGGCUGUCGUGGCGCUAGCGUCCAUGUCUAACUACAAGGUGACUUAACCAGACGCUGCGUGUAGAGGUGCAUUCCACAUCCCCUCUACCGACAAUGCCCCGCCCGAUACAACUUGAAACACGAAGAAACGCUUCGCUGCAUUCCCUCGAAUUGCCUCGAAUGAAAUCCGUUAAAGGAUCGGCGCGACCCUUUGUUUACUCGGUGAAAUUUUGCCCAAACGGUCCUCCUCUUUUUUCUACAUACCCAAAAGGUGAAGAAAUAUACAGUGUUGCCGUUCCGUAGCAAGCGACCCCUCUGACGCGCAAAUAUAGAAAAUGUGUGGGCGAUGGAUGUAAUUAAACGUGACACAUUACUCUCUCGCGGAUCAUUUCCGACAGGCGGCAGGCCACGCCUCUGCCAUUUGAUCUUGUACUCGUCAAAUGAGUGGAAAUGCCGGGAUCGUAUUGUCUAUUUAUGAAAAAUAAUGUGGAAGAAGGACUGUUUGAUAGAAAAAUGUGUCAAAACGUUGGCUACGAUCGAAGGUUUUAAUGGUUACGUUAUAACAACGAUGGGCCCCGACGUGUCACAUUUUCUUCAAAUUCUGAAUAAAAAGUCUAAAAAGUAGAGUCUAAAAUUUCUAAAAUGUCAAUUCUAGACGAGCGCAAGGAGUACCUUAACAAUCCGUUCUUUGAGAAGCACGAGUAUGGAGAUUUUACACCCUUCUACAUAACUAUCACGAUCUGUUCGGUCAUUGGAGGAUUCCUCUUCAUUUUGAACGUUGCGUUUUGUUGGUGUUCAAGACACAGAGAGUACUGGCAGGAUCGGCAUACGGGUAAUAGGUGGAUUCAGUCGAUGUGGACCGUUACACCACAUAAAAAUCCACCCCUUGAUUUAUCAGAACUAGAAUCUGGCAUAGCUACGUUUUCUCAAACGCAUCACGAAGUAGUGCAAUAUCAACAACCGGAAUCCCAACCUGGUACACCACAGCCCCGAGAAUAUAUGGAACUUCAAAAACGAGAAAGCGAGAUUUGAUCGCUCUAUCUGAAAAAUUUUAAUUCCCAUU
This is a messenger RNA of Orussus abietinus, 1046 nucleotides long. RefSeq lists its product as uncharacterized. The transcript has 4 exons. Bases 626 to 1015 code for a protein of 129 amino acids. Lineage: Eukaryota; Metazoa; Arthropoda; Insecta; Hymenoptera; Orussidae. The record is from RefSeq and is a predicted model, not a curated record.